Ilex paraguariensis (yerba mate) is the source of this 411-nucleotide messenger RNA. The record is from the annotation of a GenBank genome assembly. NCBI's taxonomy places the organism in Eukaryota, Viridiplantae, Streptophyta, Magnoliopsida, Aquifoliales, Aquifoliaceae.
GGUAACAGGUGUCUGUUUCUGUCUGCAGUCCUGCACUCUUUACCAUGCCCUUUAUGUGACUGUCUGAACCUUGAACACCCAACUCUUCACUUUUCCUCGGCUACUUCCCUCUCUGUCUCUAGAUACACUAACAUAUACACAUACCCAUCUCUCUCUCUCUCUCGGUGAUUAGAGUAGAGGUAGGGGAAGGUCCGUGAAAGUUGGAUUGAAUUGAUGGAUGCAGCGGCUGUGAAAAUGAGUUCAUCAUCAUCAGUGGUGGGUCCAGCUGAGGAUGUGGUUCAAGCAUUGAUGGAAUACUUGGUUGAUCCGAUGUUACCCUUGAAGGCCUCCACGCGAGAAGCUCCUUCACUUUAUCAACAGCAAUUGGUGGCAAAACAGGUGUUUAUCAGUUUCACAUGUUUAGAGUUCUGA